Messenger RNA from Apis laboriosa (Himalayan honeybee), 1991 nucleotides. RefSeq names its product peptidylprolyl isomerase domain and WD repeat-containing protein 1. The transcript has 8 exons. NCBI's taxonomy places the organism in Eukaryota, Metazoa, Arthropoda, Insecta, Hymenoptera, Apidae. Gene Ontology annotation, biological process: protein peptidyl-prolyl isomerization. Gene Ontology annotation, molecular function: peptidyl-prolyl cis-trans isomerase activity; protein binding. Bases 47 to 1888 code for a protein of 613 amino acids. The record is from RefSeq and is a predicted model, not a curated record.
AACGUUAAGUAUAAUUUAUUUUUUAUAUCAUAUUUUUUUAUUUUUAAUGACAAUGUCAUGUAAUAAAAGAGAACAUAAUGAAAGUGAUAAUGAAGAUUGGAUUGGUCCAUUACCUUCAGAAGCUGUACCUCAAAAGAAACAAAAAGUUCUGGAAUAUGAGCAAGUAUACGUAGAUAACUUACCAUGUUGUGAAUGUUAUGAAAAAUCUUAUAUGCACAGAGAUGUAAUCACUCAUAUUGUGGUAACAAAAUCAAAUUUUAUUAUAACGGGUAGUUGUGAUGGUCAUGUUAAAUUUUGGAAAAAACAAGAAGAACUUAUAGAAUUUGUAAAACAUUUUCGUGCACAUUUAAUGGCUAUACAAUCUAUGGCUGCUAGUUGCAAUGGUGUUCAUGCAUGUACUGUGAGUUUAGAUAAAACGAUUAAAAUUUUUGAUGUUAUCAAUUUUGAUAUGAUUAAUAUGAUGAAGCUGGAUUAUAUACCACUUUGCUGUGAAUGGAUAUAUUCUCCUGGUGAUGCAAUAUCUGCAAUAGCAGUUUCUGCUCAAGAAUCUAAUAAAAUUUUUAUUUAUGAUGGACAAGGAACUAAUAUACCAUUACAUGUUUUUGAAAAAUUACAUACUAAACCUGUAGUUGCUAUGAAAUAUAAUUCGAUAUAUGAAACAUGCAUUUCUGUGGAUAAAGCAGGCAUUUUAGAAUAUUGGACAGGACCUAAAAUGGAAUAUAAGUUUCCUAAAUGUGUCACAUUUGAAUCUAAGCUAGAUACAGAUUUGUUCGAAUUUGCAAAAAAUAAAACUUAUCCUUGUGGAUUAGCAAUAUCUCCAGAUGGUAAAAGAUUUGCUUCUCUCAGUGGAGAUCGAAAAGUUAGAGUUUUCACUUUUCGUACCGGAAAAUUGUAUAGAAUAUUUGAUGAAACAUUACAAAGAUUUUCUGAAUUACAACAAGUGACGCAACAAUUGCCAAAUAUGGAAUUUGGACGAAGAAUGGCAGUAGAAAGAGAACUGGAUAAAACAGAAACAAAUUUAGGAAAUAUAGUUUUCGACGAAUCGGGUUAUAUAGUUUUAUAUAGUACAAUGUUAGGUGUAAAAGUUGUAAAUUUGUAUACAAAUCGAUGUAUUAGAAUUAUGGGAAAACCUGAAAAUAUUCGUCCUAUGCAAUUAGCUCUAUUUCAAGGAAAAGCAAGAAAAACUACAGCUGCAGUGACUGUAGAGAUGGAAGCUGCAGAAAAUCCUACAUUAGAAAUGAAUCGUCCUGAUCCAACUCUUUUUUGUACAGCUUAUAAAAAGAAUAGAUUUUAUAUGUUUACAAGGAGAGAACCUGAAGAUACUAAAAGCCAAGAAUGUGAUAGAGAUGUUUUUAAUGAAAGACCAUCAAAAGAGGAUAUUAUUUCCUCUACAGAAGCUACAAAUGUACAAAAGAUUUAUGAUCAAGCAAUUAUUCAUACUGCUCUUGGAGAUAUUCAUUUAAAUCUUUUUGGAAAAGAUGUUCCGAAAACAGUGGAAAAUUUUUGCGUUCACGCAAAAAAUGGUUAUUAUAAUGGACAUAUUUUCCAUAGAAUAAUUAAAGGAUUUAUGAUUCAAACCGGUGAUCCUACUGGAACUGGUACUGGUGGAGAAAGUAUAUGGGGAGGAGAAUUUGAGGAUGAAUUUAAAUCCCAUUUAAAACACGAUAGACCAUAUACUUUAAGUAUGGCCAAUGCUGGACCAAAUACAAACGGCAGUCAAUUUUUUAUCACUUUAACACCAACUCCUUGGUUGGAUAAUAAACAUACUGUAUUUGGUAGAGUUAUAAAAGGAAUGGAAGUUGUACAAAAUAUUAGUCAAGUAAAAACAAAUCCAAAAACUGACAAACCUUAUGAUGAUAUUCGAAUAGUUAGCGUUACUGUGAAAUAAAAUUUCAAAAUUAAUAUAUAAAAUAUUUUUAUAUAAAUUUCUUUUAUGGUAUAUGUACUAUAAAUAAUAAUAAAUAUAAUAAUAAUAACAAUAAUAAUAAUAA